Molecule: messenger RNA, 3679 nt
Organism: Drosophila gunungcola (fruit fly)
Lineage: Eukaryota; Metazoa; Arthropoda; Insecta; Diptera; Drosophilidae
Gene: CngA
Product: cyclic nucleotide-gated cation channel subunit A
Biological process (GO): monoatomic cation transmembrane transport
Cellular component (GO): intracellular cyclic nucleotide activated cation channel complex; plasma membrane
Molecular function (GO): cGMP binding; intracellularly cGMP-activated cation channel activity; intracellularly cAMP-activated cation channel activity
Source: RefSeq, a predicted model, not a curated record
CGUCCAAACACAAAGGCUGAAUGGAAAUGGAUUCGAAUGGGUACUGAUUGGGGAUGGGGAUGCUACAAAAGGGUGCCACACACACACGAGCAUGAGCAUGGGCCUUGACAAAAGUCAAUCAGCAUAUUUGCUCGAUUGGAGGGAGCAUGCCAAGCGGAUAAUCGAUUCGCAAUGUGUUUGAAUAACAAAUUACUGGAAAUUGUGAAUGCGAAAGUCACUGUGUAGCCCAGAGCCUCGAAACACAAACUGAACACGGAGUACUUUUCGGCGGAAUCAGGGAGAUUAAAAUGUAUGCAGCUGUCGAUCCCCAACAUCUUCAUCCUGACAGCCUCGGGAAUCCCCAUGCGAUGCCACUUGUUGGCCCUUGCCAUCUUGUUUGACUCCUUGCCCGCUGUUCAUCAUGGUGGUGGGUUCGUGCCUUGCGUAGCUGCAUUCCCUCCGACAUCCAGCCAUCGCCCAGCUAUGUGGACCUACAUGAUGGCUGCCGCCCGCGGAGAUCGGGUCAACACGAUGAUGUCCAGCCGCAGACGCCCCGAAACCGAGUCCCCUAAAUAUGGCUACAACCUCUCCACCCGUCCCAUGUACCGCACCACCCGAUUUGUGGGCCCCGCCUCCUCGGCGCCCGCCCAGCUGCAACUGCCCUGCGGCUCCCAUCAGGCGUCGGUGGGCGUGGCACCUCCGCCGCUGGAGGAGAUUAGCGGCGGUCUGUUCGCACCGUUUGCGCCCACGGCGACGAUUACGGUCGAGCAGGCGGCCACAUCGAUUCCGAUGGCAGUGGAUGGCGAGGUCCACCCUCACUAUCCGCGUCGCAGUUGGCAACGGAAAUAUCGCCAGGGGAAUCAUCGCCGGGCUGGCGGAGACGCCGAGGAGGAGGACGAGGAUGAAGACGACGACGACGACGACGAGGAUGACGUGGAUGAGGACGAGGAUGAGUUCGGGGCGGCAGUGGGCGUGGACAACCCGGAGGAGGCGAUUGCCCGGGCUGACCAGCAGCAGAAGCAGCACCACCAACCGCAUGCCAGCGAUUCCAGCUAUGUGGAAAAUGGCAGGAAGCUGAUACAGGAACCAAAUAAGCGAAGCAAACCAUCGGCUCUAAGACGCACUCUGCAAGCUCUACGUCAGCGUCUGACUAAAAGAAAUCGCCCCAAACCGCCGGACUGGUUCCUUGAGAAAUUCUCCAACACCACAAAUACGGACAAGAUUGGCAAGGAUCCGGCCCUCUCCAGCGAAAUUCGUGGCUCCAGUGUCCUGUGCAACCGCCUCUCCGUGGAUCCCACUCUGCAGUCCCACUACAGGUGGCUGGCCAUCGUUUCCCUGGCAGUGCUUUACAACAUCAUCUUCGUAAUGGGCCGUGCGGUCUUUUGGGAGAUCAAUAAGAGUGCUCCGGCCGUGUGGUACACCCUGGACUACCUGUGCGACUUCAUCUAUCUGCUGGAUACGCUCGUCCACAUGCACGAGGGAUUCCUGGAUCAGGGGCUCCUCGUGCGGGAUGCCUUUCGGCUGCGAAGGCACUACUUUCACACCAAGGGCUGGUAUCUGGACGUGCUGUCGAUGCUGCCCACGGAUCUGGCCUACUUCUGGUGGCCACCGGAGACCUGCUCCAGCCUGUAUCUGCCGUGUCCAGUGAUAGUGCGUCUCAAUCGCCUGCUGCGGAUCAACCGGCUGUGGGAGUGGUUCGACCGAACGGAGACGGCCACCGGGUAUCCCAAUGCCUUCCGCAUCUGCAAGGUGGUGCUGGCCAUCCUGGUGCUGAUCCACUGGAACGCCUGCAUGUACUUCGCCAUCAGCUACGAGAUCGGCUUCAGCUCCGACUCGUGGGUGUACAACCUGAAUGGGACGCGCAAUAACACGCUGCAGCGGCAGUACAUCUACAGCUUCUACUGGUCCACGUUGACGCUGACCACCAUUGGCGAGACCCCGACGCCGGAGAACGAUGUGGAGUAUCUGUUCGUGGUGGCCGACUUCCUGGCCGGCGUCCUCAUCUUCGCCACCAUCGUGGGAAACAUUGGCUCCAUGAUCUCCAACAUGAAUGUGGCGCGCGUGGAGUUCCAGAAUCGCAUGGACGGGGUGAAGCAGUACAUGGCCUUCCGGCGGGUGGGCCACGAACUGGAGGCCCGGGUGAUCCGGUGGUUCGCCUACACGUGGUCGCAGAGUGGCGCUCUGGACGAGGAGCGGGUGCUGGCCGCCUUGCCGGACAAGCUGAAGGCGGAGAUUGCCAUCCAGGUGCACAUGGACACGCUGAAGCAGGUGCGGAUCUUCCACGACACGGAACCGGGUCUCCUGGAGGCCCUCGUGCUGAAGCUCAAGCUGCAGGUCUUCAGCCCGGGUGACUACAUUUGCCGCAAGGGCGACGUGGGCAAGGAGAUGUACAUCGUGAAGCGGGGCAAGCUGUCCGUCGUCGGAGACGAUGGCAUCACCGUGCUGGCCACCUUGGGUGCCGGAUCGGUGUUCGGCGAGGUCUCUGUCCUCGAGAUUGCGGGCAAUCGGACGGGCAACCGGCGAACGGCCAAUGUGCGAUCCCUGGGCUACUCGGAUCUCUUCUGUCUGGCCAAGAGGGACUUGUGGGAGACUUUAUCGGACUAUCCGGAGGCCAGAUCCACUCUCACGCAGCGGGGAUGUCAGCUGCUGCGCAAGGAUGGCCUCUUGGAUGAACAGAUAUUCGCCGAUUCGCAAAGAGUGCACGAUAGCAUUGAGGGCGGCAUCGAGAAGUUGGAGCUGUCGGUGGAGAACCUCAAUAUGCGGCUGGCCCGCCUUUUGGCGGAAUACACGGCCAGCCAGGCCAAGAUCAAGCAGCGCCUGGCCAAGCUGGAGAUGAACGGCGGCCCUGGCACGUGGCGACUGGAGUGCGAGCCGCAGACGCGGGUUCGCAGCGGUCGCCUCUAUUCGCUGCAGCCCAAGCGGCGCCCACGUUCGCGACCCGACGCGACUGCCAAAAUCGGCGAUGCUGCCAAGCAGAACACGCUCUAAGUCCCCGGAAAACCAGCUGGAAAAGCCCCAGGUCCCACUAAAUACCCCCCCAAACCUCCAUAUCUCCACCCGAGGCCGGAAAAUAGUGAUAAAUGCAUUAAACUUGCAGGAGUUUUUUUUUUUUUUGGCCGCGGAGAUAACCCCUUGGCCCGAAGCCAACUGUAAAUUGGCCUGGGCCAAUCAAUUUUUAAUUUUUACAAUUAGUUCGUAGCGCAGAAGGGUGCGGGGGGGGGUAAGUUAUAGGGUUUGACUAAGGGUGUUGUUUGUUGCAAACUUUAUGAAUUUGUAAAAUGUUUCAAAACUGAAUGUGCCUCAAAGUGUGUGCGUGUGUGUAGAGCUAAGUUAAGAGGGGCGGACGGAGAAGCAAAGGGCAAAGGGCAAAGGGCAACCCACUAGUUAACCCACUACGAUCCAGUGUACAUACUUUAAGCAUAGUCCAAUUUUACACGUGAACAGCAAUUGUUCGCCUAGGCUAGGAUGAUUUUACACACACCGGCGACCGAUUUGGCACCAAAUGGCACCAAAAUCAGAGCAAAAUCGACAGAACAGCUAAGGAUAAUUUCACAACAACUGACCAAGAACCGAGGACUUUGCUGAAAUAAUUAAGGACGGACGGGGGGGAUGAUGCACACAAAUCGAAUUCAAAGAAAGCAAAAAUGUUAACAACCAAGCUUCCAAAGCUUCCAAACCAACGCAAAACAAACAAAGUCAA